This is a messenger RNA of Xylaria bambusicola, 1668 nucleotides long. RefSeq lists its product as uncharacterized. The transcript has 3 exons. Bases 93 to 1343 code for a protein of 416 amino acids. Lineage: Eukaryota; Fungi; Ascomycota; Sordariomycetes; Xylariales; Xylariaceae. The record is from RefSeq and is a predicted model, not a curated record.
UCUACCUAUAAUCAUCAUCAGCGAUCAGUCCUUGUGCCAGUCUACAUUUCUAUUCUCCCUUCUGGUUAUUCAUAAUUAUUUGAGUCGCCAAGAUGGUCAAGACUGUCAAACUUAGCCCAACCCACACUUGGUUGUACAUCAUCUCACAGGGGACUAUUUGGCGCAAUAUAUACUUUGUCAAUUCCUCUAUCAUUCAGACAUGUUUAAGGGGUAAAAAAGAUAUCGACCAUAUUUUUGAAACCCUGUAUAACGUUGCGGACAAGCGGACCUGGACCGUAGAGGACGACGUGAUUGAUCCCUUUGUGGCUCCAAUAACUCGCGAACGAGAUGCUGUGCAGGCAGUCUGGCUUUUUGAUCUUAACACGAAACACGUCCAAUGUCAUGUGCAAGGUUCAACUUACGAGGGGCAUUUGGAAUUCCUUCUCAGUCCCGACUUGAGUAUGCAGAACGGUAAAUAUGUAGUAGCUCAGCGUGCGCACCUGCUACGAACACCUACAACCAAUGUCCUAUAUAAACGCUGGACCAGUCACAUAUGCGCGAUAGAACGCCAGAGAUUUACUAUGAAGAUCCUCACACACUUUGGCUUGCAAUGGAAACACAUUCUCUGUGGGCGCUACAACCAUCUCACCUUCCGCAGACUGGCAACUGCGAUCAUUAAGAUCGUUGCCAUGGCCUUUCAGGUCGUCGAAGGUGUUCUUCCUGUCGAGCCUGGGAUUCGUGGUGAUGUCGCGGUCUGCGUGCAUGAACUCCCGAAAUGGAAACCUUUCCAAAAGUCUGUCAUACCGACUUGUGGUAUACCAGUCGUCAUCUGUCGUGAAGUACCAGCCGCUAUUCAGAUGAUCUACAGUUACAUCGGGAAAGGGGAGGUGGAUCAUAACUCAUAUCUGAUCUUGACAGUGCGGGAAGUCCUACUCUUCCAUUUGAGGGACAUGUUCGGCAUGCCUGGUGUAGUGAAAGUCACGUCUUUAUUCGACAAUGGCCAGUGGAUACCAAGCAGGAGCGGAAUAGAUCUUCUGCUUCAGGCUAUAACUGGACCCGAGUUGAUAAAUAAUGGAUGCUUAAAAAACCACCACCUAGACAGACAUCAAAUCGAAAACCUAAAAGUGCAAUCCCCGGUUGAGCAAGACGUGGCCCUCAAUUCAAUGUCGGGUGUACCACUUGAGCGGCGCCGACUUGCAGUUGCACUAGGAAUUGGUUUAAAAAACUAUGAUACAAUUGAACCCACUCGGUUAUACGAGGGCGAUGAAAAUGCAACGAAAGGCACUGUGGUUAAUCAGAUCUGGUUCGAAUGUUUCAGCGGUUUGGCAUACAUAGUCUGCCCGCGUAUUGUUGUGACGGACUAGAGCCCUGCACACAAAACCAACGAAGGGGACGAAGGUGAUAAAGCAGACAAGAGUGGUGAUACAGGCAACGAUCAUACCAAGCUGGCCCCGCCUGCUAGACAAUAGGGACACGGCAGAGAAAGUUGGUAAUGUAGAUGACGACGACAUGAAAGAGCUGAUGAAAUCAUCACUUUCUGGUUAUGUCUCCUAAGAUUAGUUGGAAUAUGAGGACUGGUGUUUCACCUGUCAAGGCAACAUUGUUAACACUGUUGAGCGGACCAACAAUGGUAACUGGAGAUUAUUAGCGGUCAAUAUGUUCUACAGAACUAGGAAAGCACUUUUUUUG